This is a messenger RNA of Planococcus citri (citrus mealybug), 2936 nucleotides long. RefSeq lists its product as uncharacterized. Bases 1959 to 2768 code for a protein of 269 amino acids. The record is from RefSeq and is a predicted model, not a curated record. NCBI's taxonomy places the organism in Eukaryota, Metazoa, Arthropoda, Insecta, Hemiptera, Pseudococcidae. The transcript has 3 exons.
CUCUUAAUUUUCGAACGAAUAAUCGGUCCUUUCCCAUGUAAUAUUUUUCUCUCUAAAAUUGAUAGGAGUUCAAAACUUGUUGUCUUUCUGAAAAGACUAGUACGUAAUUAUUAGUUUGAUUUUUUCAUCAAAAGUGGCAUGAUUGGUCAACCUAUACGACUCAUGUACCCAGAAAAAAAAUAGGUGGCCAUUUGAACAAUAAAGCCUUUCAUUGAGAACUUUGGUCAAAUGCUAUAAAAACACUGGUUCGGUUAUAUUAAGCCAUUAACUACAUUGUAGGUAGUACCUACUUUUAAUAUUUCCGUUUCGUUUCCAUAUUCAAGUGUAACUAUUUUGUUUAACAUUGAAAACACGUGUGGUUAAUUUUUUAAUUUGCUAACUUUUUGAAAAUAUUUCAUCGUUUUGUGAAUUUGUAGUUCUCCGUUGAAUAAAUAAACAGAGAAACUGAAACCAAUCGAGUAUUAGUAAAAUCAAGCACCAAAUCAAGAUGAAAUCGCUCGCAAAAGACCUCUUGCUCCUGUUCACAUUGAUCUCAGCAUCUGUUCUCGUCAAUGGUCAGCUAAACAUCUCAGUAUCUGUUCCCAUCAUUGGUCAGCUAAACAUCUCAACAUCUAUUCCCAUCAAUGAUCAGCUAAACAUCCAAGUCUACAAUCCUCAAAACGAAGGAAUUUUCCCCGUCGCAUCGAGCUUCAUUUCAAACCAACACGACGCAAUCCUAUUCGACGCCCAGUUCAGCACCAUAGACGGUGAAAAAGUACUACAAAUGAUCAAAACGAGUAAUAAAACCUUAAAACAGAUUAUAAUCACGUGCGGCGACCCAGACAUGUACUUCGGUCUCGAGCCAAUCGUCGAAGCUUACCCAAACAUCUCAAUCGUCGCCACUCCUCGAGUAGUAAAUCGCAUAAACCAAACCAAAGAUUACAAAUUAUCCAUCUGGGGUCCUAAACUAAAAGAAGGUACCCCGAAAAAGAUAUAUUUACCGGUAGCAUCGAACGAAACUAAGUUUACACUUGGACAUCAAACAUUUGAGAUCAAAAGUGGAGAUAAAUACUCCGCUUACGUUUGGAUUGAAAGUUAUAAAACUAUUUUUGGAGGUACUGGUCUGUUUUGGGGUAUUCAUGCGUUCUCGGCUGAUACCCAAACUGUGGAAAGUCGUGCUGAUUGGCGUCAAGUGCUCAAAGAGAUGAUUGCACUUAAACCUAAACGAGUUAUUCCUGGGCAUUAUCUGGGCGAGGUGCCAGCUGGAGAUGAAUCUAUCAAAUUCUCGUUGAAAUAUUUGGAGGAGUUUGAGAAGGUUUUGAAGAAAAAUAAUUAUAAGAAUUCGACUGCGGUGAUUGCAGAUAUGAAAGAGUUGUAUCCGAAUCUGGGUUCGGAAAUUUCGUUGGAGCUGAGUGCUAAAGUGAAUACUGGUGAGAUGAAGUUUUGAAAAGGAGAGAAAUUAAUAUUUUUUGGGAGAAAAAUUGGUUAGCAUAGGUAUGUAUCUAAAUCAUUUAAAAUUGCGAAUAUGUGUUUGUACUGAUAAAGUUCGAAAAUUAGGAAAUUAAUUGCGAUGUUUUUAAAAUUUUUUCAUGUUAUAAAUAUAUCGAAUGGUGAUUAAAUCAACGGAAGCGUAGAGGUGAAUAAUUUAUCGAACUGAUAAGCACACGAAUGAGGGAUGUGAUACUCUUUGAUUUACCUACCAACACUCAAUAAAAAUGACACAAGACGAUGAAAUUCAUCGAUAAAAAAUGUCCACUUUUGUCAUUGCUUCGUUACAGGUAGAUACCUCAUAAAAUUGAACGUCAUAUCGUUGAUCGUGUCUCAGUGUAUUUUUUUUAAAUUUCGUCGUGUGAUUUUAAGUACCUAUGUUUUUUAGUUCAGUUUUUUGAAUUGAAUAAAUAAUUUAAUAGUGCUUAAAUUUAUUUUAUUCUUCGGAAGUAGUGUUUGAUAAUAAAAAAAAGUAGAAACCAAUAUCCAAGAUGUCUGCUGGAUCAUUACAUACUGAAGUUUACAAUCCUCAAAAAGAUGGCAUCUUCCCUGUAACUUCGACACUAGUUUACAGUCAAACCGAAGCUAUCCUGUUAGACGCUCAAUUCAGCACCAAAGACGGAGAAAAAUUGGUACAAUUAAUACAAUCGCUUGGAAAGCACCUCAAGCUGAUAAUUAUCACCUGCGGCGAUCCUGAUUUUUAUUUCGGUCUUGAGCCAAUCGUGAAAGCUUUCCCGAACGUGAAAAUCUACGCAUCUCCACUCAUCAUCGAUCACAUCAAUAAAACCAAAGAUUACAAACUAACAUUUUGGGGCCCACAAUUGGGAGAUGGCGCUCCGAAUGAAUUAUUUGUGCCAGAAGUGACCCCUGAAACACAGUUUACAAUUGAAGGUAAAUGGCUGGGGGUGCGUAGCCGAGAUGAUUACGCAGCUUACGUCUGGAUUCCGAGUAUUAAAACUAUUCUGGGUGGAGUUGGUGUUUCUUGGGGUGUUCACGUUUUUUCAGCUGAUACUGAGACUCCUGAGAAACGAGCGUCUUGGCGUCAAGUGCUUCAAGAAAUGAUUAACCUUAAACCUGAACGAGUUAUUCCUGGACAUUAUCUGGGUGAAGCGCCAUCGGGAGAUGAAGCUAUUAAAUUCACUUUGGGGUAUUUGGAGACUUUUGAGAAGGUUUUGGAGAAGAAUGGGUACCAGAAUUCGGCGGCUGUGAUUGGAGAUAUGAAAGAGGCAUAUCCGAAUCUUGGCAUGGAGAUGUCAUUGGAACUGAGUGCCAAAGUGAUCACUGGUGAGAUGAAGUUUUGAAAUUGAAAAAAAAAUGUUAAAAAUAUGUUUAAUACCUAUGUAUUAAUUUACUAAAAAUUAGAGUUUUUGUUACGAUACCUUAGAUUUUAGAAAUUUUUAAUUAAUUUUUAUAAGAUUGAGUUUACCUAUUGAAAAAAUAUAAUUUUGAGGCAUUUUUUAGAAACUAAA